AUGGGAACGGAGCGAAAAAUACGGUUGACGCAACCUAUAGUAAACAAACCGCCUUCGCUAGCGGCCGAAGUCAACACCGGUCGAAGACAGAGGCGCGCGAGGAGUCAAGGUCAAUGUCAUCCUGGUCUCGCACGCAAGUUCUCGGAAGCCGGAAAGAUCUUCGGACCUCGUCCUGAUACUCCCGAGACUAUUAAAGCUUCAUCUGACGCAGAUACGGAAACUUGCACCACCCUUUGUCAACUGCCACCGCACGCACGCAACCGCUUCGCAACCGUCACGCUGUCUAUAAACCGGCCCGAGCAGAAUCUACUACCGAUACUUGCUGAUGAAUCAUUCGCCCAC
Messenger RNA from Iphiclides podalirius (scarce swallowtail), 342 nucleotides. Lineage: Eukaryota; Metazoa; Arthropoda; Insecta; Lepidoptera; Papilionidae. The record is from the annotation of a GenBank genome assembly.